Molecule: messenger RNA, 309 nt
Organism: Protopolystoma xenopodis
Lineage: Eukaryota; Metazoa; Platyhelminthes; Monogenea; Polystomatidea; Polystomatidae
Source: the annotation of a GenBank genome assembly
AUGGAUCAUUUGGGCAAAUGGACGGCGUUUCUGGACUCCCUACGCAAAGCAGAGCAGUUUCUCACCCAAGACCUGGUGAGAUGGUGGAAGACGCAGCAGCGCCAUAAGGCACCCUUUAAUGCUGAUGCCCUAUCCAAGGGACAUUCGGAUUCCAUGAGGAAUCCAGCAACAGUAGGUUUCCGUGACUAUGUAAUCAGUCUACAUCUUCGCUCUCAAGCCUACCACAUUUAUUUCUUUAUAAUAACCCGAAAAGUAUGUUCAAUCCCGUGUAAGACAGGAAGGCAACAUGUUGAAGAGGUCUUGUUUUGA